CAAGAAGUAGAAUACGACAAGUAUACAAUCUAUACAUUCUCCAACAAAAAAAAAUGCAAACUCCAGUACCUGAAUUACAACUAUCCGUCAAUGACCUUCUCUACCCAAACAAGACAGCCGAAAUACUUUUGGAUAGUCUCACAACAGAACAAUUAAAUGCAAUAGAACAAGCUCUUUACAAACUUAAGGAAAAGAAGCUGGCCCUUCAAAAUCACCCUGUCAUUUCACAACCAACAAUAUCAUACCCAACAUUACCACAAGAAGAACAAAACAUAGAACAAAACAUAGAACAAAAAUGUGUAGAAAUAAAAUACGAAGAGAUAAAACAAGAAGAAGUUGAAGAAGAAAUGGAACAAGUCGACGAAAUGGAAGAAGAAGACGAUGAAGAAGAAGUCGAAGUCGAAGUCGAAGUCGAACUUGAAGCCGAAAUCGAACAAGUCAAAGUUGAACAAACACUCAUUCCAGAAAUUUUAUCAUCCACAAAUCCUUCAAUCUGGGAUUCCACUGCAGCACAAGUUGCAAAAGCACUCGCCCAGGCAAUCGCAGAAACUCAUCCCCAUUUGUCUGACAAUUCUCAAACCAAGCCACCUCUUCAACACGAUCAUAUAAACGAAAGUCCUACUUCCUCCACUCAUGAACCAGUUACUGAAGUUCGUGAUGGUGUCGAAUGGGUGAGCUUUGUAUACUCUCAUCGUCGGACACUCAAGAACUAUAAUAUCCGGACAGAUCUUGAAACGGUGGACCUGGCUACUAUGGAUGACAAGUUCAAAAGAGAUAAUUGUAUAUAUCCGCGUGCAAAUCUACCCAAAGAUUCAUAUCGUGGAAACCGUUGGAGCUAUGAAACGGAGUGCAAUGUAUUAGGCUGGCAAUUGGCUUGGUUGAACCGAAAUGAAAUUGCUUCUAAACGGGGCCUAAUUCAACGUGCAGUGGAUUCAUAUCGGAAUAGAUAUCCAAGCAUGAGAUCCCGUAGAGUUGCCCGACAGGAGAAAUUAUUGCGAGGCACUUUGCGCAAACGCAAACAUCGAGAAGACACAGUCAUGGAAAAUGCGACAAAACACUCCAAGCCACCCGUACGCCAAUGCUUGCCUUACACAUCCACAUCCAUUCCAAGGCCUCUGGACUGGAAAGACAAUAGCAGAUCUACAACAAUGUCCAUCCUAGUAGGCCCAGGGUCACCUUGGCAACUAAAAGUCAAUAUUGAAUCGGUUGCCUUGAGUAUAAUUGACCUUCAAUUUAGAAAAUCAAAUUGUGUCUUUCCGCGUGCACUUUUGUUGGCGUCGGACGCGCCGUUUCUGUCGGAUCGUAAACGAGACGAAGCCAAAUGUAACGAGAUUGGCUGGCAAUUGGCUUGGCUGAACCCUCAUCAAUUGGCCAACAAAAAGAAUCUCUUGCAACAAGUUCUUGACACAUUCCGUAACCAUCAUACUCCUCAUCUCAGACCACGCAAAUAUUCAUCCCGCGUACCUCUCACCUACCCCUCUCUCUCACUUCCUUCGCUUCCUAUCGAACCUCAUGCAGAUGAAGACAACCACUCGUGCUUUAGUGGAACCACAGCUACACUCGACUUCAAUGACUGCUUCUCUCCUCCCCCAGAACCAGAAUCUCCCUGUGUGCACUCUACAAAGGAAGUCGUCCAAACCAACCAAACCAUCCAAAUCAAAUCUGAAUUCAAAAAUGUGUUUGACUCUCUUCUUAGCUCCCUUCCCCUCCUUCAAGUCCCUCUUUCGUCUUCGUCUUCCUCCUCUUCUUCUUCUCCUUCAUCUUUAGAGCCAAUGCAGUCUGACGACGACAUUAACGAUAUUGGCGCAAGUACAAAUGCAAGUGGAAAUGCAAAUGCAUGCGGAAGUGGAAAUGGAAGUAUAAGUGGAUCAGGUCAAAGUUCAGCCAGUCCCCCUGUACCUGAACUGGCGUUGGCAUUUGACACAAUGUAUCAGCAUGCUUUGAUGGUUCAUUCUAAUGACACCUUGUUUGGACCGACUGUGGAAAUGAAAGAUUAUUGUGAUGCGAUAAAAUACGAAGACGUCAGUGCAGGCAUAGACAACUUUGAAACAAACCCACUUUUAAAUCAAUUAUUUUAAGGAACAAAAAAAAAUAUAAGAAGAAGAAGAAGAAGUAGAAGAAGAAGAAAUAACUGGAAACAAAAAAAAAAGCAAAAACAAAAACAAAAACAAAAACCUCCCAAAAAGAAAUGUGUAUAUGUAUAUAAAUGAAAACAAAAGAAAAUGAAAGAAGAAGAAGAAGAAGAAGAAGAAACAAUUGUCCUUAAUCUUUAAUAUUAUGCUCUUGCUUGUGUUUCUCUUGCAAUUCUCUUAAUGUAUGCAGCUUCUGGACUUCUUGUUCGAGUUUAGCUUUCUCCUCAUCUUUUUCUUUUAUGUGUGUAUAAAUCAAUAAAAGGAAAGAAGAGGGAUUGAUUAACAAC
Molecule: messenger RNA, 2419 nt
Organism: Phycomyces blakesleeanus NRRL 1555(-)
Lineage: Eukaryota; Fungi; Mucoromycota; Mucoromycetes; Mucorales; Phycomycetaceae
Exons: 3
Coding region: 54-2078 (674 amino acids)
Source: RefSeq, a predicted model, not a curated record